AAAGUGUCAUUCCGUGGUUGCGCAUCCACAAUUUAGAUCGGCAUCUCGUGCAGACCCCCGGGCAGCCCUUUAGCAAAAUGGUGACCUGUCAAAAGUGGAUGGUACUGCUGUUAAGCUUACAGUUGCUAGUGGUGGGAACGCGAGCGAUACCAUCGCCUAGCAGCUCGAACCCACCAAGCCAGACCGAUGAGGACACAGCAAGCGUACAGCUUGACUCCGACACCGGUGACGAUCGUGAGCUGAAGAGUGAUGAUGACGGGUACGAUUUUCUCUCGAUCGAUCAACUGUUCCUCAACAAUCCCCAGUAUCGACAGCUGAUCAGCGAUCUGCAGGCACAUACCUUCGGUAGCAACUGGCGCCGGAAGCGUGACGUUGCCGAACACGAGCUUCCCGACGCGUUUCGCAGUGACGAGUCGCUAAGCUCACCGCGAGCUUCCACCGUGCCGACAACGACCACGACAACAUCCACUUCGGCUGCUGUUUCUUCUAGCACUGCGGCAGAAGCACUCGUGACCGAUGUAGCAUCGACACGAGACAUCACAUCGUCCUCGACUACUUCCGAUCUACCGAAAGCGGCUGCCCUAACUAGCACGCCCUCCAAGUCGAAGGAAUCGCUUAAGGAAGUGACGAAACCUUCCACGGCCAGCUCAACUAUCGCGACUAGCAGCAGCACUACCACUACCGCGACUACCUUAAGCUCCAUCCGAGGAAGCUCUACCGUAGCCACCAGUGCCUCUUACGGAUCAUCCGGAUCGACGGAAGCUCCCGCAUCUCGCAACGCUACCCUCGAGAUGACUACGGCGGCCGCACCCAUUCGUGCCAGCACUCCGCGUCGACUAUCUCACAAAAACAGUUCGAACAAAAACAAGAACAAGCUGUCGGCUGCCGUGGCUGCUGCACAAGCUGCUGCCAGCAAACCCACCACCAAUGCGUCCGUCGGACCGAGCACGGUCAACGUCAACAAGGUCAGUGUCAGCAGCAAUGCGGUGGCGAGUAGCAGUAGCAACCAGAUCCCGCAGCAGACUCCACCGGCUGUAGCAAUUCCGGCACCAGAAAACGGAACAGCUGCCGGACCGGCCGGGAACAACAAAGAUAAGACUGGCCUCGCACCGACCAAGUACCAUUACUAUCCGCACAAUCAGCAUAUCUACUUCCUGCCCGAGUGCGCCAUCCAGCAGGUAUGCAAUGCUGUGUACGUCCGCCUGAACUACACCCAGCCACUGUGUGCCUGUCCACCGAGAUAUCGCGAUCCAUGCUCGGCCAGCUUGAACGAGGACGACAACCACACGAUUAAGCUCGUUGGCAAUCAGCAGAAGCGCGCCAUUACGUUGGCAAAGACGUGCGAAAAUACGAACGAACUACGCGAUUGCCGUGCACCGAAGGACUGGUCCAUCCUUGCCCUGCAGAACACUCGAACGGGCAAGUCACACUAUCUGGUGAUCUGCAAAUGUCCACCCCACUAUCGACUCGAGGGACCACUGGCUCACGAUCAGCCAACGUACGCCGGACUGCCCGGUAUCAAUGUGUACGGUAUGCUGUGCGUACCACCAGAAACGUCCAGCUACUAUGCCUCGAAGCCGGCCAAAACGCCCACCAACGUGUACAACAAAUGGAAAAUUCCCUCGAGACAGCCAGUUUCGUCGUACCGUGCGAACUCUGCCGCCAUCGCUGCCGACACCGAGACCGAAUCCGUCUCCCGGACGUACCAGAACACUACGGACGCUACUAGUGCGCCAGUAAGCAGUGAUGCAUAG
Messenger RNA from Anopheles maculipalpis, 1754 nucleotides. RefSeq lists its product as uncharacterized. The transcript is spliced from 5 exons. The record is from RefSeq and is a predicted model, not a curated record. Lineage: Eukaryota; Metazoa; Arthropoda; Insecta; Diptera; Culicidae. Bases 78 to 1754 code for a protein of 558 amino acids.